AUGAGGUCGAAAGACUUGGCUUUUAUCAUCGUAUUAAUCAUCUCAGGAGAACUCUAUGCAGAAGAGAAACCCUGUGGCUUUCCUAGUGUGGAAAAUGGAAGGAUUGCCCAAUAUUAUUAUCCUUUUAAAAGCUAUUACUUUCCAAUGAGAAUAAAUGAAAAAUUGUCAUUUUCCUGCUUGGCUGGUUAUUCAACGGCAACUGGAAAACAAGAGGAGCGAAUCACAUGUACCCAAGAGGGCUGGUCUCCAGAACCACGAUGCUUCAAAAAAUGCACUAAGCCCGAGCUGACAAAUGGUUACAUCUCUGAUGUAAAAUUAUGGUACAAAAUUCAAGAGAACAUGCGCUAUAGUUGUAAUUCAGGAUAUAAAACUACUGGAGGGAAGGAUGAAGAAGUGGUUCAAUGUCUUGCUGAUGGAUGGUCUUCUCAACCUACCUGCAGGAAGGAACAUGAAACAUGUUUGGUCCCUGAAUUACAUCAUGGAAAUUAUUCCACAACGCAGAAAACAUUCCAGGUGAAGGACAGAGUACAAUACGAAUGCACUGCGGGCUACUAUACAGCUGGAGGAAGGAAGGCAGAGGAGGUAGAAUGUCGCACAUAUGGAUGGUCUCUCACACCAAGAUGUACCAAAUUAAAGUGCUCUUCUUUAAGAUUAAUAGAAAAUGGUUAUUUUCAUCCUAUAAAGCAAACUUAUGAAGAAGGAGAUGUAGUUCAGUUUUUCUGUCAUGAAAAUUAUUAUCUAAGUGGAUCUGAUUUAAUUCAGUGCUAUAACUUUGGUUGGUAUCCAGAAUCUCCUGUAUGUGAAGGAAGAAGAAACCGAUGUCCUCCACCACCUCUGCCACUAAACUCCAAAAUCCAAACACAUUCAACAACUUAUCGUCAUGGAGAAGUAGUCCAUGUAGAAUGUGAAAUUAAUUUUGAGAUACAGGGAUCAGAAGAAAUACGUUGUGAAAAUGGAAAAUGGACAGAACCUCCAAAAUGCAUUGAACAAAAGGAGAAGAUAGCCUGUAAGGACCCACCUUUCAUUGAGAAUGGCACGGCAAACCCACACUCUACGAUUUACUACAAUGGGGAUACAGUGGCAUAUGAAUGUAAAAGCGGGUAUCAUCUCCGUGGAUCAAAAGAAAUAACUUGUAAACGUGGAAACUGGACACGUCCUCCUGAGUGUGUUGAAAAUAAUGAGAAUUGUAAGCCUCCACCUGCUGUAAUAAAUGGGGCUGUUGUUGAUGGAUUACUAGCAAGCUACGCAACAGGAUCCUCUGUGGAAUAUAGAUGCAAUGAAUACUACUUAUUGAGUGGGGCAAAAAUAUCUCGUUGUGAACAAGGAAGAUGGUCAACCCCACCCGUUUGCUUAGAGCCAUGUACUAUUAAUGUGGAUUACAUGAAAAGAAAUAACAUAGAGAUGAAAUGGAAGUAUGAAGGAAAGGUCUUACAUGGAGAUUUAAUAGAUUUUGUAUGUAAACAAGGAUAUGACUUAUCUCCAUCAACCCCAUUGUCUGAAUUAUCUGUACAGUGCAAUAGAGGAGAAGUGAGAUAUCCUUUAUGUAUUAUAAAAGAAUCUAAAGGAAUGUGUGCAUAUCCUCCACUUAUUAAAAAUGGAGUCAUGAUUAGUUCAACAAUAGGCAUCUACGAAAAUGGUUCUUCAGUAGAAUACAGAUGUUUUGAUCACCAUUUCCUUCAAGGGUCUAGGGAGUCCUAUUGCUUAGAUGGAGUGUGGACUACACCACCAUCAUGUUUAGAGCCUUGUACGUUAUCUUUUGUUGAAAUGGAAAAUAAUAAUUUACUCCUGAAAUGGAGUUUUGACAACAGACCAUAUAUUUUCCAUGGCGAGUAUAUUGAAUUUCUUUGUAGGAGAGAUACAUAUAUAGAUGAGUCCUCUAUUAUAGGAUCUGAACUCAGAGUGCAAUGUGACAGAGGGCACUUAAAAUAUCCAAGAUGUGUUCCAAAAGAAAGGAUGCUGUCUUAUCAAGAACGCUUAAGGACAUAA
Prionailurus viverrinus (fishing cat) is the source of this 1986-nucleotide messenger RNA. RefSeq names its product coagulation factor XIII B chain (gene F13B). The transcript has 12 exons. NCBI's taxonomy places the organism in Eukaryota, Metazoa, Chordata, Mammalia, Carnivora, Felidae. The record is from RefSeq and is a predicted model, not a curated record. Bases 1 to 1986 code for a protein of 661 amino acids.